This is a messenger RNA of Coregonus clupeaformis (lake whitefish), 8362 nucleotides long. It is a transcript of the gene scn8aa, whose product is annotated as sodium channel, voltage gated, type VIII, alpha subunit a. The transcript has 28 exons. Gene Ontology annotation, biological process: neuronal action potential; sodium ion transmembrane transport; membrane depolarization during action potential. Gene Ontology annotation, molecular function: voltage-gated sodium channel activity. The coding region runs from base 177 to 6101 and encodes 1974 amino acids. Gene Ontology annotation, cellular component: plasma membrane; voltage-gated sodium channel complex; axon. The record is from RefSeq and is a predicted model, not a curated record. NCBI's taxonomy places the organism in Eukaryota, Metazoa, Chordata, Actinopteri, Salmoniformes, Salmonidae.
CCAGGGCACUAAGAGGGAAGGUAGCAGCAACAAUAUGACGACAACCGCAGUUUCUCCCGAAUCUUUUCGACAUCUGCAGUCCAGCAACGCCUUUCUGGGUUCCUUGUAAUGCUUAGAAAAGCUGCUUACAGUGGAUGGUGCAAUACUUAAAGACCACGUAGCUGCAGGAUGAAAACAUGGCUGCACCUCUUAUGGCACCACCAGGACCUAACAGCUUCAAAUAUUUUACCACGGAAUCAUUGGCUAACAUCGAGCUCCGUAUCAACGAGGAGAAGAACAAACCGCCGCCCAAACAGGACAGCAGUCACCGUGACGACGACGAUGACAACAAACCCAAGCCCAACGGCGACCUGGAGUCUGGGCGGAAUCUGCCCUUCAUCUACGGCGACAUCCCUCCUGGAAUGGUGGCGACACCACUGGAGGAUCUGGACCCCUUCUACCAGGCUCAGAAAACAUUCAUAGUGCUAAAUAGAGGGAAGACAAUCUUCCGCUUUAGUGCCAACCCUGCCUUGUACAUCAUAAGUCCUUUUAAUAUUUUCAGGCGAAUAGCUAUAAAAAUUUUGAUACAUUCUCUUUUCAGCAUGAUCAUUAUGUGUACUAUUUUGACCAACUGUAUAUUCAUGACUUUUAGUGAUCCUCCGGAGUGGUCCAAGCAAGUAGAGUACACAUUCACAGGGAUUUAUACGUUUGAAUGUCUUGUAAAAAUCGUCGCUCGAGGAUUCUGUAUAGAUGGGUUUACAUUCCUAAGGGAUCCCUGGAACUGGCUGGAUUUCAUGGUCAUUUCUAUGGCAUAUAUAACAGAGUUUGUGGACCUGGGCAAUGUCUCUGCGCUGAGAACAUUCAGAGUUCUCCGAGCAUUGAAAACUAUCUCUGUCAUACCAGGUCUGAAGACCAUUGUCGGUGCUCUAAUCCAAUCGGUGAAGAAAUUGUCAGACGUUAUGAUCCUCACGGUCUUCUGUCUCAGUGUCUUUGCUCUGAUUGGACUACAGCUCUUCAUGGGCAACCUACGACAAAAAUGCGUGAUUUGGCCAAUCAACUCCACCGAGAACUACUUGGCCAACGGCAGCAAAGGCUUCGACUGGAAUGAAUACAUCAAUAACGACACCAAUUUCUACUUCCUGCCUGGACAAUUGGAUGCCCUUUUAUGUGGCAACAGCUCAGAUUCUGGCCGCUGCCCUGAAGGCUACACAUGCAUGAAAGCUGGGAGGAAUCCAAACUACGGCUACACCAGCUUCGACAGCUUCGGAUGGGCUUUCCUGGCUCUCUUCAGACUCAUGACACAGGACUUCUGGGAGAACCUCUACAUGCUGACCCUGCGGGCAGCAGGGAAGACCUACAUGAUCUUCUUUGUGCUGGUGAUCUUCGUGGGGUCCUUCUACCUGGUCAAUCUGAUCCUCGCUGUGGUGGCCAUGGCCUAUGAGGAGCAGAACCAGGCCACAAUGGAGGAGGCUGAGCAGAAAGAGGCGGAGUUCAAGGCCAUGCUGGAGCAGAUCAAGAACCAGCAGGAGGCUGCACAGGAGGCCGCACAGGCCAAUGCCAUGGCGACGUCGGCGGGCACGGUGUCGGAGGACGUAGGGGAUGACGACGGCAGGGGGAACCUGUCCUGUAGCUCGUCAGAGAUGUCCAAGCUCAGCUCCAAGAGCGCCAAGGAGCGGCGCAACCGCAAGAAGAAGUGGCGCCAGAAAGAGCAGUCGCAGCGGGAGGAGAAGGGGGACUGCGAGAAAUUCAUCAAGUCCGAGUCGGACGACGGCAGCAAGAGGAGCCGCUUCCAUUUCCCUGACAACCGGCUAGGCCGCAAGUCUUCCAUCAUGAACCAGUCCCUCCUCAGUAUCCCCGGCUCACCGUUUCUGUCGAGGCACAACAGCAAGAGCAGCAUCUUCAGCUUCAAGGGCCGCGGCAAAGACGUGGUCUCAGAAAAUGAGUUUGCCGACGACGAGCACAGCACAGUGGAAGAGUGCGAAGAGAGACGGGGCUCCCGGUUCAGCCCGUACCGGCGGAGCAGCUACACGGGCUACCACCACGGCGGCGGGAAGAGGAACUCGACGGUGGACUGCAACGGCGUGGUGUCUCUGAUCAGUCCGGGGACCGGCGGACGCCUUCUGCCUGAGGUGAAAAUAGAUAAGGCAACUGGUGACGACAGUCCCACUACUGAGGUUGAGGUGAAGAAGAAGCUGUCUGGUUCCCUGAUGGUGUCUGUGGACCAGCUCAAUACCUCCUUCGGAAGGAAAGAGCGGGCCAACAGUGUCAUGAGCGCCAUCACCAACACUCUAGCGGAGGAACUGGAGGAGUCUCAGCGUAGUUGUCCACCGUGCUGGUAUAAGUUCUCCAACAUCUUCCUCAUCUGGGAGUGUUGUCCCAUCUGGUUGAAAAUCAAAGAGAUCGUCAACCUGAUCGUCAUGGACCCCUUCGUGGACCUGGCCAUCACCAUCUGUAUCGUCCUCAACACCCUCUUCAUGGCAAUGGAGCACUACCCCAUGACCCCGCACUUUGAGGAGGUGCUGUCCGUGGGAAACCUGGUGUUCACAGGGAUAUUUGCUGUGGAGAUGUUUGCCAAGCUGGUUGCCAUGGAUCCCUACUACUACUUCCAAGAGGGGUGGAACUGCUUCGACGGCUUCAUUGUGACCCUGUCCUUAGUGGAGCUGGCAUUGGCUGACGUGGAGGGGCUGUCCGUGCUCAGAUCAUUCCGAUUGCUGAGAGUGUUUAAACUGGCCAAGUCGUGGCCCACACUCAACAUGCUGAUCAAGAUUAUCGGUAACUCUGUGGGCGCCCUGGGAAACCUGACCCUCGUCUUAGCUCUCAUCGUCUUCAUAUUUGCCGUGGUCGGCAUGCAGCUGUUCGGCAAGAACUACAAGGACUGUGUGUGUAAGAUCGCCCUGGACUGUAAGCUGCCCCGCUGGCACAUGCACGACUUCUUCCACUCAUUCCUGAUGGUGUUCCGGGUGCUGUGUGGGGAGUGGAUCGAGACCAUGUGGCACUGCAUGGAGGUGGCUGACCAGGGCAUGUGUCUCAUCGUCUUCAUGAUGGUCAUGGUCAUCGGGAACUUGGUGGUGUUGAAUCUUUUCCUUGCCUUGCUGCUGUCCUCGUUCAGCGCAGACAACUUAGCCGCAACAGACGACGACGGAGAGAUGAACAACCUUCAGAUCUCCGUCAUCCGUAUCAAGAAGGGGAUCGCCUGGUUCAAGAUCAAGUUGGCAGAGUUGGUGCUCAGCUUGACCAAGAAACCACAGGUGGAGGAUGAACAGAAACCUUUAGACGACAUGUACGACAAGAAACUGAACUGUAUCGCCAACCACAGCGGUGUGGAUAUCAACCGCGACCUGGACUACACCAAGAAUGGUAACGGCACCACUAGUGGUAUAGGGAACAGCAUCGGGAGGUACUUGAUCGACGAGGACCACAUGUCAUUCAUCCACAACCCUAACCUGACCGUGUGCGUUCCCAUCGCGGUCGGAGAGUCCGACUUUGAGAACCUCAACACCGAGGACUUCAGUAGUGAGUCGGAGAACGAGAACAGCAAAGAGGGGCUGGACGACACCAGCUCAUCGGAGGGCAGCACCAUAGACAUCAAGCCUGACGUGGAGGCGGAGGCGGUGGUGGUGGAGGCUGUGGAAGAGUACCUAGACCCAGAAAACUGUUGGACACCUGAGUGUAUUAUCAAGUAUCCUUGCUGCGACGUGCCCAUCACUCACGGGUGGGGAAAAUAUUGGUGGUUCCUGAGAAAGACAUGCUAUCUUAUUGUGGAGCAUAACUGGUUCGAAACCGUCAUUAUCUUUAUGAUCCUACUCAGUAGUGGGGCCCUGGCUUUUGAGGAUGUGUACAUCCAGCAGAGGAAGACCAUCAGGACCGUCUUGGAAUACGCAGACAGUGUGUUCACAUAUAUCUUCAUCCUAGAGAUGUUGCUCAAGUGGGUCGCCUACGGAUUCCACAAGUACUUCACCAACGCCUGGUGCUGGCUCGACUUCUUCAUCGUCGAUGUGUCUAUAAUCAGUCUGGUAGCUAAUGCACUGGGCUACUCGGAUCUAGGUCCUAUUAAAUCACUAAGGACACUAAGGGCCUUGAGACCCCUCAGAGCCUUGUCACGUUUUGAAGGGAUGAGGGUGGUAGUCAACGCCCUGGUGGGAGCCAUCCCCUCCAUUAUGAAUGUGUUGCUGGUUUGCCUCAUCUUUUGGCUGAUUUUCAGUAUCAUGGGAGUCAACUUGUUUGCGGGCAAGUACUACUACUGUUUCAACCAGACAGCAGAGGAGUACUUUCAUGCCAGCGAGGUCAACAACAAGACACAGUGCAUGGCCCUCAUUGGACAGAAUUUCACUGAGGUCAGGUGGAAGAAUGUCAAGAUCAACUUUGACAAUGUUGGCGCCGGAUACCUGGCUCUGCUUCAAGUGGCGACAUUCAAAGGCUGGAUGGACAUCAUGUACGCAGCCAUAGACUCCAGAAGGGUGGAGGACCAGCCCAUCUAUGAAGACAACAUCUACAUGUACAUCUACUUCGUCAUCUUCAUCAUCUUUGGCUCCUUCUUCACCCUCAACCUCUUCAUCGGUGUCAUCAUUGACAACUUCAACCAACAGAAGAAAAAGUUUGGAGGUCAGGACAUCUUCAUGACAGAGGAACAGAAGAAGUACUACAACGCCAUGAAGAAACUGGGUUCAAAGAAGCCCCAGAAACCCAUUCCCAGACCACAGAACAAGAUCCAAGGGUUGGUGUUUGACUUUGUGACCCAGCAAGUCUUUGACAUCUCCAUUAUGAUGCUGAUCUGCCUCAACAUGGUCACCAUGAUGGUGGAGACAGACGACCAGUCGGAGGAGACGGAGAACAUCCUCUAUUGGGUUAACUUCAUCUUCAUCGUGGCGUUCACCACCGAGUUCGUCCUGAAACUCUUCGCCCUGCGCCACUACUACUUCACCAAUGGCUGGAACGUGUUCGACACGGUUGUGGUCAUCCUGUCCAUUGCGGGCAUGUUCCUGGCUGACAUCAUUGAGAAGUACUUCGUAUCGCCGACCCUCUUCAGGGUCAUCCGAUUGGCUCGAAUCGGCCGCAUCCUGCGUCUGAUCAAAGGGGCCAAGGGCAUACGGACUUUACUCUUCGCCUUGAUGAUGUCACUUCCUGCCCUGUUCAACAUCGGCCUCCUGCUCUUCCUGGUGAUGUUCAUCUUCAGCAUCUUCGGAAUGUCCAACUUCGGCUAUGUCAAACACGAGGCCGGGAUAGACGACAUGUAUAACUUUGAGACCUUCGGGAACAGCAUGAUCUGCUUGUUCAUGAUCACCACGUCUGCAGGCUGGGAUGGUCUCUUGCUCCCCAUCCUCAACUACCCUCCUGACUGCGACCCAACCCUGGAGAACCCAGGUGCACCUGCGACAGGCGACUGCGGAAACCCCUCAGUUGGCAUAUUUUUCUUUGUCAUGUAUAUCAUUAUUUCCUUCCUUGUCGUAGUCAAUAUGUACAUCGCCAUCAUCUUAGAGAACUUCAGUGUAGCGACAGAAGAGAGCGCUGACCCGCUCAGUGAAGACGACUUUGAGACCUUCUAUGAAAUCUGGGAGAAAUUCGACCCCGCCGCUUCCCAGUUCAUCACCUUCGCAAAACUGGGUGACUUCGCCGACACCCUGGAGCACCCUCUCCGCGUUCCCAAACCCAACACCAUUGAGCUGAUCGCCAUGGACAUGCCCAUGGUCAGCGGCGACCGCAUCCACUGCCUGGACAUCCUGUUUGCCUUCACCAAACGCGUGCUGGGUGACAGCGGGGAGCUGGACAUGCUACGCACGCAGAUGGAGGAGCGCUUCGUGCAGGCUAACCCCUCCAAGGUCUCCUACGAGCCCAUCACCACGACGCUGCGCCGGCGCCAGGAGGACGUGUCCGCACGCUGCAUCCAGAAAGCCUACCGCGCUCACCUCCUCAAACGGGGCUUCGUCUGCAAGCGCAGGCCCAUGACCAAGCUGGAGAACGGAGGGACCAACAACCUGGAGAAGAAAGAGAGCACACCCUCCACCGCCUCUCUCCCCUCCUACGACAGCGUGACCAAACCUGACAAGGAGAAACAGGAGGAGAAUGAGGCAGAGAGGAAAGAGAAGGACAGAAACCAAAAAGAGGAGCGGGAAUCAAAGUGUUAGUUAGGUUUCAGUGAUUACAGUACCACACACUGCCAGAAGGGACUCUGAGCCCAACAAAUGUACGAAAACUACACAAAAAAAUGUUUACAGACUUCAAUUUAACACAAAAUUAAGGAUUUUUGUCGUUGAAGAAAAACACCGAUGGCGAUGUACAUGUUGCCUACGAUAAGGAUUUAGUUAGAACACAAUCAUUAUCACUAAAUGAUUUUACUGCCUGAUGAUGAAUUUCUUCUUUAUUUCUUGGAAAUAAUGUGAGGAAGAACAAUGAUAAUAUAAAUAAUUAUCAAUAAUAACUCAAUAAUAGUAAAAGUGUGCCCGCCAUUGGCAUACUAUAUUAUAUGUUCAGGAUCAUCGAAAAGAAGGGACAGAAACCUCUGCAAACAAGAUGGAGGGAGAUUUAUUGGAGCAAAGAGUCUCUGACUGCCAGCACCCUGUGUGGACGAGCCCCUGCAGCGAAAUGUCCACCACUAUGUGAGCACCUCAGGAGAGGAACGGGACGGAACCUACACUACAGAACCUUGUAGAACUGUUCUACUAUGCAGUCUGACAGGGCCUCUGUAACAUCCACUUCCUGUACCGUCUUAUCAAGUUUUAAAUACGAAGAAUGAAAGUUUAGAGAAAGAAAGAACCCCAGAACAGUAGACAAACGGUUUUUACUUUGUUUGUGCUGAAUAUACUUCUAUCUUUACAUUAUUUGAGCAGCAAAAAAAAAAAGAGAAAAAAUAACAUUUAGCCCAUGUCACACUAGUCUCUUUUCAUCUCCUCUCGCUUUGUUAUACUGACAUUAUGAAAAAUACAUUUUCUACAUGGGCAUUCACACUGUCACACUGGGUAGGGGUCAUAAGUCAGCGUUUAGACUUGGGCUGAAGAAGGGUGGGGACUCGCUCUGACCGACUGAGUCUCAGAUAAAUAAUUAUUAUUGUGCUCGUUCAAUGCAUAGAUAUGACUUGCAUGAAGGCAUGUUUUGAUCAGGAAUCAUGCAUGAUGUAAUCAUAGUCCACAAUACACUAAUUCUCUGUCUACUACAAUAGCUUGACCAUAUGUUUGUGGCAGUACACUGGAAAAAUGUAUAUGAGAAAUAUAACUGGAAAGUUAUUGAUAUAUAUGACAUAUAUACGUCUAUAUAUACAAUAUUGACGGAAUAGAGUGGUAUGACCUACCGUUCACUAUAAUGUUGCUUUUCAACUGCCAGACCGAUCUUUUUAUGCAGCCCGUUGGGAUUUUAAUUGAGGAUGUAGUUAUACACUCUGAGGCAAACCUCUAUUCUGGCACAUUUAAGAAAAACACAAACUAGAAAGGUUUUUUUAUGUUCUGAGAGGGACAAGCAUAGUUACUGCUGAGUUCUAUCAAGAAUAUAUAUUCAGAAUAAGGAUGAGGAUGCACAGAUUUAGAAGACACUUUUCAGACCAUUCUAAAGAAACCUAAUCUGGAGUUUAAUAACAGACCCUGGUUUUUACAUCAAAUGUUUACUACCCUUACCUGUGUUGCUAUGGUUACCACCCUUACCUGUGGUCUCCAACCAACUCCCUCUUGUUGUUGUUGUUGUUGUUGUUGUUGUGGCAGUACGAACAGGCAAUGUUUGAUGCCAUAUCAUGUAUAUCCAUAUCCUUCACAGAUGAGUUUGUUAAAAUUCAAAAUUCUCCUCCAAUGCUUUGUCUGUCUGCGGACAGGAAAGAGCGAGAAAUUCUGUGAGAUUUUGAAACAGCUGUUAGAAAUGUACUAAGGAUAUAUUGAUGCUUCCAUAGAUUCCUUCUUUUCACUUUUACUUUAUCCACUUCUGUCCUCUGUCACUCAGUUAGUUCCCUAUUAGACUAUCGGUCACUGUGACCCAGUGGUACAUUGAUAGCCUUUUCCAGACACUUUGAGUUGCCAGCUCUGAAGUAAGUAGAUGUCCUCCUUUGAAUCGGAUGUCCUCUGAUGCAAUGCAAAUGUUCUCAGAAGAAAGUUUGAAUUUCAAGCAGUGAGAAUGUAUGUUGCAUAGUAGUUCAAAGCCCAGAGACGACUAGGUGAAAUAUCUGCCGAUGUGCCCUUGAGCAAGUUACUUAACCCUAAUUGCUCCUGUAAGUGGCUCUGGAUAAAACCGUCUGCUAAAUGACUAAAAUGUAAAUGUAAAAUGUAGUUCAUCUAUAAAGCAGCAUAGAGACAUAAAAGUGAAAUAGAAGUAAGAGAGUACAUAGAGGAGACCCUGGAGGGUACAUAGAGGGGACAUAGAGGGUACAUAGAGGGGACAUAGAGGGGACAUAGAGGGGACAUAGAGGGAC